AUGGUUUGUCGUUGUCCUGAGCCUUCGCGUGCUUCUAUCGGAAGAGGCUUGGUUUCGGCCCGUGCGGCACUACAAAGGGCUGAAAACGUUCCCGAUGGUGGUGAUGAUUACGACGCUGGAAAUGUUGCCGGUGAACCUGAGCAGAGCACAUGGAGUGUGGGUAAGGCGCCUAGUGGUCUCACUGAUCGUGCGUUCGAACGUUGUACUGAGAUGUUGUCAAGUGACUACAUGGAAGAAAGGAUUUGCUGUGCUUGUGACGGUCUGUAUCCUUUUCGCAAUAUGGUCGUCAAGACACUUUCGAGGUGUAAGGAGUUGGUUAAGUCUAUGCAGCAGCGAUUGAAAGGACCCGAAGAUCUUCCUGUUGAACUUCGCAAAUAUUAUAGCGCUUCGCACUUGUCGCCUGUAUUGGAUGGACUGUUGCUUUCUCCCGGCGGGAUACGCGUUGAUGAUGAGGUGGUCAAAAUGCAGCUCUGUCGGUCAUGUGCAGAUUCAUUACAAAAGAAGACUGCGACGAAGUGUCGUAAGUUUGCGAUUGCCAACGGACUCUAUAUGGGUAAAAUGCCAGACAAGUUCGUGGACACAACGAUGACAGAACAUGCAAUGUUAAAUCGAGUGCAACCAAUGCGAUAUUUAGCUGUCGUUCGUGGAGGGAAACAUUCCAGUCUACGGUCUCAUGCUUAUAUGUUUCGCGCAAACCCCGAUUGUCCAGCCCAGCUACUUUUUCGCCGAGUGAUAUCGGAGGGAAUUGCUCGUGUUGUUCUUAUUGGAGCGAUGACGUCGAACCAAACAGCCCGCAUGCGAAAAAAGUUUGAGGUGAGAAGUGACCGUCUUCGUCGCCAGCUGCGUUGGUAUCGCAAGCAUAACUCAAAAUUCAAGGGAGCCGAUCCAGUUGAUUCAAGUUGGACUGGAGUUCAGACGGCUGUAGUAAUUGAUCGUUCUGUAGCGAUCGAAGAUGCUGUUUCGCGCGACGCUAGCGGGUUAUCGAUUGAUGCGGAAGUGGCCAGCGUUUUAGAUGCAGCUACCGAACGCUUUAACGCUCCUGUCCCGGUCAUGAAAAUGCUGUGA
Messenger RNA from Phytophthora sojae, 1065 nucleotides. RefSeq lists its product as hypothetical. Lineage: Eukaryota; Oomycota; Peronosporomycetes; Peronosporales; Peronosporaceae. Bases 1 to 1065 code for a protein of 354 amino acids. The transcript has 2 exons. The record is from RefSeq and is a predicted model, not a curated record.